This is a messenger RNA of Myripristis murdjan (pinecone soldierfish), 345 nucleotides long. RefSeq names its product tubulin alpha chain-like. The record is from RefSeq and is a predicted model, not a curated record. Gene Ontology annotation, molecular function: structural constituent of cytoskeleton; GTP binding. Gene Ontology annotation, cellular component: microtubule. The transcript has a single exon. Gene Ontology annotation, biological process: microtubule-based process. The coding region runs from base 1 to 345 and encodes 114 amino acids. Lineage: Eukaryota; Metazoa; Chordata; Actinopteri; Holocentriformes; Holocentridae.
AUGUGGCAUCUUGGCCUUACAUUUUCAAUCCGGCCAGAGCCCACUGGCUUCAAAGUGGGCAUUAACUACCAGCCGCCCACCGUGGUACCUGGUGGAGAUCUGGCUAAAGUCCAGAGGGCUGUGUGCAUGUGGAGCAACACCACUGCUAUUGCUGAGGCCUGGGCUCGUCUCGACCACAAGUUUGACCUGAUGUAUGCCAAGCGUGCCUUUGUACACUGUUAUGUAGGUGAGGGUAUGGAGGAGGGCGAGUUCUCUGAGGCCAGGGAAGACAUGGCUGCUUUAGGGAAAGAUUAUGAAGAGGUGGGUGCUGAUGGCAUGGAAGGAGAGGGAGAAGAGGAGUAUUAA